AUGACACAGAAAGUCGACUUGGGCCGGAGCCUACUCCGAAUCCGAGGCUCGCAAUUGCAGCUGAGCUUGACCACAUCUGCACACUUAAACCAGUCUCCGAGCCACGGUUCUACCGCAGUAUCUCUGGGGUCAAGCUUGGAGGAUAUCUGGAUUAAAGAAGCACCCGAGCUGGACUUGCAUUUUUUCAUUGGCAGCAACUGGGGCUCGGAACAUGCGGUGGCCUCUUUCGUCUCAUGGCUGGAGCCACAACUCUGUGGUCUGGAGAUUUGGUCAGAUCUCGGCUUCUCUGCCAGGCUCAAGACGCAGGAGCGCGAAGACGGGGAUGCCAGGAAAAGCGAAAACUGUGCCCCUCUCUCCCUCAAACUUGGUUUGCGUAGAGAGCCCAGGAAAGCAAGUCACAGGAAACGUUGGACCUUGCCCGCCGUGAUGGUCGAUGCCCCCGACGCAUGUCCCCCACCUGGGAUACCGGCACUUGUUUUGACCUCCCUUGACAUCUGUCUAGAAUAUGGCUUUCAUGUUGAGAGCAUGGCCCACUCUCAGUCCUCCAAUUUUGAUAUAGAUCUUUUUGAGCAAGAUCCGUCGGUUAUCGCUGCGAUAGAAGGCCUCGACGAAACAAUGGACCACGUUAUCGCUGCAUCAGAUCCAGACGAUAUUAUGUCUCAAACAACACAAGCUGAGAAAUUUGCCCGAUUUUCGCCGCCAUCACAAAGGGAUCUUCUACGACUGUUUGAUCUUGCCCUUCAACGACUGGUCAUAUCCAACACCAUCGUUGAUUCCGCAGUUCACAUUUCAAACCAUUUCACAUUAGAAAGCUUAUCGUCCAUGAUUCCUGUGGCGUUCAAUGCGCAAUAUCGAGAAGCUAUGAACCAGCGAGUAGUGUCUAUCCCGAUCAUUACAAAAGCCAUAUCUUCCAUGAUUGAAGGAGGAGAUAACCAUUCCAUCCAACCAAACGUAGCGGAUUUGCUACGCUACAGUCAUUCAUCCCAUGCGGAUGCUGUCACGAUAAACCCGCGCCCUGUGGGUCUCAGAUCUGCAAUUGACUCCUCCCUGUGGCGUGUUGCCCAAGAGAAUCUUCACAGGCUCACACUCCCCCCAAGGCGAACAUGGGUAUUUCCCACAGAUCUGCUUCUCGAAGAAGCAACUGGGCCAGAGAAUACUACGGGCCAUUGGAUCACACAUUCUCAGCAGCCCGACAUCGAGUUUCUAAUUCCAGACAACCCUUUCAAUACACAACAGACCCACGGGGGCGACACAUGUGAUGCAUGGAUAUUGAAUGAAACCGAUCUCGAAAGUGAUUUUGACGCCCUUUCUAUAGGGGAAAACAUCGAGAUAAGCCCAGACACCGGGGACUCCACUCAAACUUCCCUGGAUAGUUCAUACUCCACAAUCACAUCUUCUCAACCUCUUCACAGGUAUGAUGAUAUGAUGUUCGGUUCCGAACAUGGUGAUGCAUCCAACCAUUCACAUGCGUUGAUGGGUGAGAAUGAUUAUUGGGAAGUUGCGGAAUACAUAGGCUCUCCCGAUUCUGAUAUUAUGCUGGAUGAUGUCUUUUAG
Penicillium canescens is the source of this 1554-nucleotide messenger RNA. RefSeq lists its product as uncharacterized. NCBI's taxonomy places the organism in Eukaryota, Fungi, Ascomycota, Eurotiomycetes, Eurotiales, Aspergillaceae. The record is from RefSeq and is a predicted model, not a curated record. The coding region runs from base 1 to 1554 and encodes 517 amino acids. The transcript is spliced from 3 exons.